This is a messenger RNA of Coffea arabica (coffee), 2194 nucleotides long. The record is from RefSeq and is a predicted model, not a curated record. NCBI's taxonomy places the organism in Eukaryota, Viridiplantae, Streptophyta, Magnoliopsida, Gentianales, Rubiaceae.
GGAAGGGCAGCAAUUGAACAGCAGCCCAAUUCGUCAAUCAAGGAAACCCAGCACAGAUGACAGCACAAGAUUCCCACCACCAUCAAAUCGUCGUCAACAUUACCCAUGUAUAAUGGAUUCACAGAUUGCCGUAACAAUUAGAACUUCAAUUUGUUGGACACUUCUACUCCUCCACAAACUCAGCUUCCUCGACUCCGCUUUUGCGCGUUGAAGAGUCUUGAGACGAUACACGAGACUGUUUGUGGUCCCUUUCUCCACAUAAGCCUCACUUUCUUUCUUUUAGCUGUCCUAUCAAAUCCUCGUUACUCAAGGCUCCCCUCCUUCGGCCUUUUUUUUUUUUUGGUGCGAGUAUUCUUGAUAAACCGAUAUAGGUAGUAUUAAUCUUUUCCUGUUCCCGCUUUUGCUUUAGGUAUUCUCUCUUGCGGUAGGAUGUCCUUUUCCUAAUUGGAUGUUAGUACUUCUGAUACUUGUUUGUUUAUCUAUCAUGCAAUUUCGCUCCUAUAAAAGCAUCAACUGAGUAUCUGCAAGUUUGAAGCAGAUUGUAGAGUAUACUACUCAUUAGAUUUGAUUUUUUUAAAAUAAAAGUUCCUAUAUUUAGCUUUACUUCGGUGGAUUUAAGGGAUGGAUUCGAAGGAAGGCAAUGAAGGGGAAGUUGUUGAUGAGAGGGCCAAGAAUGGCGAAAGCAAAGAAGAGGUAUCAAAGUUGAAGGGGUUGGGUAGUUUGAGCAGUAAAGAUAUGCUUGUGAGAGCAGAUAUGAUUGAUUUCAAGAAGUGGGACGUGCAAUUUGAGAAGCAGCUAACUCGAAACCGGAGUUGGUCGACGACGGGGAGAGAAGCCCACGUGAAGGAGGAGUGGCAAAUAGAUUUAGCUAAGUUGGAUAUCAGGAAUGUUAUUGCUCAUGGUACUUAUGGAACCGUCUAUAAAGGUGUCUACGAUGGCCUUGAUGUGGCAGUGAAGGUAUUGGACUGGGGAGAGGAUGGUAUUGCAACAGAGGAGGAAACUUGUAUUCUUCGUGAUUCAUUUCAGAAGGAGGUUGCUGUUUGGCAUAAACUUGACCAUCCUAAUGUGACAAAGUUUGUUGGAGCUUCAAUGGGAACAUCAAAUCUUAAGAUUCCUGUGAAAAGCAACUCAGCGGAUGAUCAUAACUCCCUACCAUCUAGAGCUUGUUGUGUUGUUGUAGAAUACCUUCCAGGUGGGACGUUAAAAAGAUUUUUGAUCAGAAAUUAUAGAAAGAAGCUUGCUUUCAAGGUGGUGAUCCAACUUGCUUUGGAUCUCUCAAGAGGGUUAAGUUAUCUUCAUUCCAAAAAAAUUGUGCACCGUGAUGUUAAAUCAGAAAAUAUGUUGCUCAACGCAAAUCGGACUUUAAAAAUUGCUGAUUUUGGGGUUGCUCGAGUUGAAGCUCAGAAUCCAAGGGACAUGACUGGAGAAACUGGUACCCUUGGUUACAUGGCCCCUGAGGUCCUGGAUGGCAAGCCGUACAAUAGGAAAUGCGAUGUGUACAGCUUCGGCAUAUGCUUAUGGGAAAUUUACUGCUGUGACAUGCCUUAUCCUAAUCUGAGCUUUGCUGACUUGUCUUCUGCAGUUGUUAAUCAGAAUUUGCGACCGGAAAUUCCUAGAUGUUGCCCUGGUGCGUUAGCGAGUGUCAUGAGAAAGUGCUGGGAUGCGAAUCCAGAUAAACGCCCUGAGAUGGAUGAGGUUGUGAGGUUGUUAGAGGCCAUAGAUACUAGCAAGGGGGGUGGCAUGAUACCUGAAGACCAGGCUCGUGGGUGUUUCUGUUUCGGCCUGAAGCGGGGUCCCUGACCUAGUGCACUCAGCUAGAGAUCAGGCAUCCCUGUGGUGCAGGCUUUGCCUUUUUAGCUUUGCUGUCCUGCACCAACAAGAAGACACAUAGUUAGAUUAUACUCCUCUUGGAACGUGUUUUUAUCUUGGAGAAUCCUUGAGGGUUUCAGUAGGUAGACACUUUAGUUUUAUUAGUCUUGCACCUGAAAUUCAUUCACUUGCAGAUAUAGUGGUCAACCGGUUGUCAUAAUAGUAGUGUUAUUUGAUAUGGAUGGAGCUUGUGGAUUCUUUUACCAGUUUUGUCAUCCUUUCCAGCAGUCGAGAACUGAGUACAUACAAUGUCAGUUAGAUUUCUUUAACAGUAAGCAUAAAAGUUGAAUUGUUAUUAUUAUAUGAUGCAAGUUAGCAUUGGAAA